AUGGGAGGAGCUUAAGGCAAUAUGGGAAUAUCCAAUUCCACUCCAUUCGAUAUUAAGGUCUCACUUCACUCAGAUAGGAAAAUGGUUACUAAGGAUUCAAGUAAAACAUCAUUCAAUGUGGGAUUGAAUGGUGGGUACGCAGGAGUAGAAGCCGGAGGUACUUUCGGUUACACUGGAGAGGUGAGUGCUGAAUAUGUCCACUCACUCGUUGAUCCAAACUUUAAAGGUUUCACGACUGUCAAUGCCAACACUAGAAAAGAUUGGGAGAACCUAGAUCUUACUAAAACUUGGUGA
Stylonychia lemnae is the source of this 294-nucleotide messenger RNA. Lineage: Eukaryota; Ciliophora; Spirotrichea; Sporadotrichida; Oxytrichidae. The record is from the annotation of a GenBank genome assembly.